Anas platyrhynchos (mallard) is the source of this 3063-nucleotide messenger RNA. NCBI's taxonomy places the organism in Eukaryota, Metazoa, Chordata, Aves, Anseriformes, Anatidae. The record is from RefSeq and is a predicted model, not a curated record.
AAACAUCCCCGGAGGGAGCCCAGCGAGGACGGCAGCAGCUCGGAGGAGAACGUCCUCUACCAGGCUGUCAUGGACGGCAGGGUGGCCAUCGAGGUGGCGGUGGACGAGUGGCUGCAGGGCUACAAGCGGGACCGGGAGCCGGCCUUCCUGGAGCUCGUCAACUUCAUCGUCCGCUCCUGCGGCUGCCGAGGCACGGUGACGCUGGCCAUGCUGCGGGAGCAGCAGAACACCGAGAUCAUCCAGCGGCUGACCGAGACCUUCAGCGAGGACUCCUCCGACUACCCCCUGUCCCUCUCCACGGGGCCGUGGCGCCGUUUUCGGGCCUCUUUUGGGGCCGUGGUGACAGCGGUGGCCCUGCGGAGCCGCCACGCCGUCCUCUACGAUGGCUUCCUCCUCGGCGGCCUCACCGCGCUGCUCACCAGCCUCGCCGACUCCCAAGUGCGCGCCUUCCGCCACACGGCCACCUUGGCAGCCAUGAAGCUGAUGACGGUGCUGGUGGAGGUGGCGCUGGGGCUGAGCCAGCGCCGCGACAACACCCGGAGGCUCUACGAGGCCGAAAGGGGGAAAAGCCCCCCCCGGAGAGCCCCCGGCAAGCUGGAGGUGCUGCAGGAGACGCUGCGGGAGCUCCAGGAGCAGCAGGAGGAGAUCGAGGCCGUGAUGAACGCCAUCUUCAAGGGGGUCUUCGUGCACCGAUACAGGGACGUGGUGCCCGACGUGCGCGCGCUGUGCAUGGAGGAGCUGGGGACGUGGAUGUGCAGCUUCCCGGCCUCCUUCCUCACCGACGGCCACCUCAAGUACCUCAGCUGGACCCUGCACGACAAGCAGGGGGAGGUGCGUCUGCGCUGCGUGCGGGCGCUGCAGGGGCUGUACGCCCGCCGGGACACGGCCGCGCACAUGGAGCUCUUCACCGGGCGCUUCAAGGCCCGCUUGGUGUCCAUGGUGCAGGACAAGGACCCCGUGGUGGCCGUGGAGGUGGUGAAGCUGCUGACGGUGAUGCUGGACACGGUGGCCGAGGCGCUGACGGAGGCCGAUUGUCACCGCGUCUACCCGGCCGUCUUCUGCAGCCGCCGUCCCCUCGCCACCGCCGCCGGCCUCUUCCUCUACCGCAGCCUGCUGUCCCCGCGGCACGAGGGUGACACCGAGCCGUCCCCCGGCAGCGGGGACAACCGCAGCUUCUUCCGCCUGCUGCUGACCUUCUUCAUCGAGAGCGAGCUCCACCAUCACGCCGCGUACCUCGUGGACAUCCUCUGGGACUGCGCCGGGACCCAGCUGCGGGACUGGGACACGGCCGUGGGGCUGCUGCUGGAGGAGGCCCCCGAGGAGGCGCUCAGCGACCAGCAGGAGAAGACCCUGGUGGAGAUCCUGGCGGCCAGCGCCAAGCGGGCGGCGGGGGAGGGGCCCCCAGUGGGACGGGGACCCCCCCGCAAGGCGCCCCCCAAGGGGAGGCGGGCGGUGACGGAGCAGCGCUCGCGGCUCAGCCUCUGCCUGGCCCCCAUCCUGCCCCGGCUGCUGGCCAAGUUUUCGGCGGACGAGGAGAAGGUGACGCCGCUGCUGGAGGUGCUGAGCUGCUUCGAGCUCAGCGUCUACUGCACCGCGCGGCUGGAGAGGCCCCUGGAGCAGGCGCUGGCGCAGCUGCAGGAGCUGGUGCAGAAGCACACGGGGCCGGAGGUGCUGGGGGCGGCCUCCCGAGCCCUGGGGGCCCUCUGCGACCCCCGGCUGCCGCUGCGGGGGCACGGGGAGCUGGUGAGGAGCCGCCUGGGGGACCUGCUGGGGGAGCGCUGCCACCGCCUGCUGCGGUUGCCGUCCCUGGACGAGGAGGAGCUGUACAGCGCCACUGCCACCCUAAAGCGCCUCUCCGUCCUCUUCAAGGCCCACGACCUGACGCCCUGGCAGCUCUUCGAGCCCUGCACCCUCCUCCUGCGGCGCGCGGCCGACACGGGCGAGGUGCCCCCGCAGCUCCUUGUCCCCGCCAUCACCUGCGCCCACUUCCACAUCCUCUGGGAGCUGUCGCGGCUGGCCAACACCGACGCCCCCCAGGAGCAGCUGCUGAGCCUGAAGGACAAAACCACCUCCUUCUGCGCCCUGUGCCAGAGCUGCCUCUCCAACGGCGACGCCGGCGUCCGGGAGCAGGCCUUCGUGGUGCUGAGUGACCUCCUGCUGGUGCUGGGCCCCUCGGGGACACGCGGGGCCGGGGCGGCGCUGGCCCCACUGCGGCUGGUGCCCGACGUGGAGCUGCGCUCCCAGCUGGCCGCCGUGCUCCUCGACCACGUCUUCAGCCCUGGGGACAGGGACGGUGACGGUGAGGUCCCCAACGCGUCCCCAACCCGUCCCCAAGGUGGCCCCGAUGCCGCCGAGGCACACAUGGAGGACCUGCAUUGCCGCCGCAUGCUGCUGGCCGGCUUCUGCAAGCUCAUCAUCUACAACGUCCUGGAGCCCAGCGCCGCCUCUGACGUCUUGAAGUACUAUGACAAGUUUCACGCCGAGUACGGGGACAUCAUCAAGGAGACGCUGGCGUGCGUCCUCCGCAUGGACGGCCAGGAGUGGGCGCGCGUCGUGCUGCUCAGCCUGCAGCAGGUGAUGACGGAGCUGCUGAUGGAGCACGGCCCCGGGGUGUGGGGGGUCCCCGCUUUUGGGGGGCUGCGGGAUUUGGGGCGCCGCCUCUCCCUCUUCUUCGGCCCCCGCCCCCAACCCAACCGCCAAGUGCUGCUGCGCCUGCACCGGGACGGCAUCGCCUUUGCCCUACAAGAGGGUCCGGGGGGGGGUCCGGGGGGGGAUCCGGGGGGGGCCCCCCUGUACCUGCCCUUCCUGGAGGUGCUCAGCGAGUUCUCCCCCCGCCUGCUGCCCCCCGACCGAGCCCUGCUGCUGACCCACCUGCAGCAGAGCUGCCAGCAGCUGGGGAUGACCCCCCCAGAGCGGUCCCCGUGGCCCCCCCUGGCCGCCUACCACCGCUCCCUGCAACCCCCUGAGUCCCCCCAAGGUGACGGGGGGCGCAGCACCCCCCCAGAACCCCCCCAUUGUGUCCGGGACCUCUUUGACUCCACCAUCCUGGGAAUCGAGGACUGA